Messenger RNA from Naumovozyma dairenensis CBS 421, 1440 nucleotides. It is a transcript of the gene SOF1, whose product is annotated as rRNA-processing protein SOF1. Gene Ontology annotation, cellular component: nucleolus; small-subunit processome. The record is from RefSeq and is a predicted model, not a curated record. The coding region runs from base 1 to 1440 and encodes 479 amino acids. The transcript has a single exon. Lineage: Eukaryota; Fungi; Ascomycota; Saccharomycetes; Saccharomycetales; Saccharomycetaceae. Gene Ontology annotation, biological process: maturation of SSU-rRNA from tricistronic rRNA transcript (SSU-rRNA, 5.8S rRNA, LSU-rRNA). Gene Ontology annotation, molecular function: protein binding.
AUGAAAAUCAAAACUAUCAAAAGAAGCGCAGACGAUUAUGUCCCAGUGAAAAGCACUCAAGAAUCGCAACUUCCUCGUAAUUUGAACCCUGAGCUACAUCCGUUUGAAAGAGCUCGUGAGUAUACCAAAGCGUUGACGGCUACUAAGAUGGAACGUAUGUUCGCUAAGCCUUUUGUCGGUCAAUUAGGAUACGGUCAUAGAGAUGGUGUUUAUGUUAUUGCCAAAAAUUAUAGAAAUCUAAACAAAUUAGCAACAGGUUCCGCAGACGGUGUUAUUAAAUACUGGAACAUGUCCACGCGUGAUGAAGUAUGUUCCUUUAAGGCUCAUUACGGGCUUAUUACAGGGCUUUGUGUUACUCCAGAACAUUUAUCUAAAAAUAAGAAUGAUAAUUUUAUGCUUUCCUGUAGUGAUGACAAGACUGUGAAAUUAUGGUCUGUAAAUAGUGAAGAUUAUGUCAAUCUUAAAGAUGAUGAGCAACUUAAUACAACCAGCGGUCUACUAAAAACUUUUUACAGUGAUAUUGCCUUCCAAGGUAUAGAUCAUCAUAGAUCAAAUUCUAAUUUCGUCACAGGUGGUGCGCAAAUUCAACUUUGGGAUAGUAAUCGAUCCACUCCAUUAUCUAAUCUAUCAUGGGGCGCAGAUAACAUUACUACUGUGAAAUUUAAUCAAAAUGAAACAGAUAUUUUUGCUAGUGCAGGAAGUGACAACUCUAUUGUUUUAUACGAUUUGAGAACGAAUUCCCCAACUCAAAAGAUUGUUCAAACAAUGAGGACAAAUGCGAUUUGUUGGAAUCCAAUGGAAGCUUUUAAUUUCGUUAUCGGUAAUGAAGAUCAUAAUGCUUAUUAUUAUGACAUGAGAAACAUGUCUAGAGCAAUUAACGUUUUUAAAGAUCAUGUGAGUGCAGUUAUGGACGUCGACUUCUCACCAACAGGUGAUGAGAUUGUGACAGGUUCAUACGAUAAAACUAUUAGAAUUUUCAAAACUAAUCAAGGUCACUCUAGAGAAAUAUAUCAUACUAAGAGAAUGCAACACGUAUUCCAAGUCAAAUUCUCUAUGGAUUCGAAAUAUGUUAUCAGUGGUUCAGAUGAUGGUAAUGUUAGACUGUGGAGAAGUAAAGCUUGGGAAAGAUCCAAUGUCAAGACUACUAAAGAAAAGAAUAAAUUAGAAUAUGAUGAGAAAUUAAAAGAAAGGUUCAGACAUAUGCCUGAAAUUAAAAGAAUUAGUAAACAUAGACACGUCCCCAUUGUUGUUAAGAAGGCACAAGAAAUUAAGAAUAUCGAAUUAAAUUCCAUCAAGAGAAGAGAAAUGAAUGAGAGACGUACUAGAAAAGAUAUGGAAUUCCGAUCCGAAAGAAAGAAACAAAUUGUUGGUACCGUCUUCCAAUACGAAGAUAAAAAUGUAAAAAAGGACAAAGAACUUAAGGACUCCAAUAAAAUUUAA